AUGACUAUGAAAGACUUACCCCUUGAUGAGAGGCUCGAGGAUAUCGAGCCCUCCGAGAAGGGAGCCGUUCAUCAUGAAGAGAUAAUCAACUCAUUCAGUCCGGAAGAGCGAAAGAAACUUAUCCGGCGAAUUGACAUUCGCUUGGUCAUUACACUGGGAUGUCUAUAUUGUGUCAGUUUGUUGGAUCGAACAAAUCUUGGAGCCGCUUCUGUCGCAGGAAUGCAGAUAGAGCUAGAUAUGAACCAGGCCAACAAUGGCUACAGCAUUACCUCGCUGGUAUUUUUCAUCACCUACACAAUCUUCCAGAUUCCCGCCACAGUCAUCAUCCGCAAAGUCGGGCCCCGAAUCUUCCUCUCGGGCAUUGUAAUUCUCUGGGGAGCUGUCAUGCUUGCAUUCGGCUUCGUCCCGAAUUGGGAAACAAUGGCCGGACUGCGUAUCAUCCUCGGCGCCCUAGAAGCUGGACUGUACCCGGGCAGCGUCUACCUCCUGAGUACAUGGUACCCACGCUACGAGUUGCAGAAGCGUAACGCUGCGUUUUACCUCAUUGGAAGCGUUGCCUCAGGCUUUGGUGGAAUCUUGGCCUACGGGCUGAUGCAGAUGGAUGGACUGGCCGGGAGAGCGGGUUGGCGAUGGAUCUUCAUCAUCGAAGGCCUGCUAACCUGCGCCUUGGGCAUCGGCUCCUACGUCUUCCUAGUCGACUUCCCAGAGAAAGCCCCCCGAUCCUGGAAGUUCCUCAACGAAAACGAAGCCUCUUUCGUCAUUGCGCAAAUUGAACAGGACAGAGCAGAUGCUGCCGUCGAGCCUUUUUCUUUGAGGAGAUAUCUCGGCAACUCUAAAGAUAGCAAGGUCUGGGCCUAUGCCUCCUUGUACAUGUUGACGACGACGAACAGCUACUCAAUCGCGUACUUCCUGCCAAUCAUCCUGGAGAAGAGCAUGCAUUUCUCUGUCGCGAAGGCACAGUGUCUCGUUGCCCCGCCCUAUGUCUUUGCAGGUAUUGUUAUGUACACGCAGGCAAUGUUCGGUGAUAAAUACCACCUGCGUGGUCCCAUUGUUGCUGGGAAUGCGCUCAUGGGCAUUCUCGGACUUGGGCUAUUGGGUUACCUCGAGAAUCCAGCUCCUCGUUACUUUGGAGUUUUCUUGGCUACUGCUGCCGCAAAUGCAAACUGUCCAGCCCUGGUAUCUUGGCAAAGUAACAACAUCCGUGGCCAAUGGAAACGAGCCUUUACAUCAGCGACUCUUAUUGGCGGAGGCAGCAUCGGUGGCAUCAUUGGCACAACGGUGUUCCGCGCCCAAGAUGCUCCAAACUAUCAGCCAGGUCUGCUUUGCACUAUGCUGGCCAAUGCGUUGGUCGUUGUGAUCGUGUGUUUGAUGACGCUGAAAUUCCAUCGCGCAAAUAAGCGGGUCGACGCUGGCGGAAAGCCGAUCGAGGGACAGGUCGGGUUCAAGUAUACCUAUUGA
Molecule: messenger RNA, 1458 nt
Organism: Penicillium bovifimosum
Lineage: Eukaryota; Fungi; Ascomycota; Eurotiomycetes; Eurotiales; Aspergillaceae
Exons: 6
Coding region: 1-1458 (485 amino acids)
Biological process (GO): transmembrane transport
Cellular component (GO): membrane
Molecular function (GO): transmembrane transporter activity
Source: RefSeq, a predicted model, not a curated record